UUAUAAAAAAUAUACCAAUAUUCCAUCUUCUUUGUCUCCUCUUUUGCCAUACCCAACUGGAAUAGGGAUAACUACUUUGAUGGGUACGUAUCUUUUACAGACAACAAGGAUAUGGUGAAUGAUUCCAGCAAAGAUUUCAGCAAAAAUAGAAAAGCUUUCUAGGAUCACAAAUUCCCCCAAAACAGUAAAUUUCUCCAAAACAGCCACGAGCGUGCCACGCUCCCACCCACCAUUUCCACAUCUUCACCAUGGUCCCACCCCAUCUUAGCCCCCAUUUUCGUUGCUCUGCUCUCCCCCAUCUUUUUAACUCCCUCUCUUCACCUCUAAAACAAAAAAAAAAAAAAAAAAAAAAAGAACAGCAAAACUCAAAACCCUUCAACCAAUUCUUAUUCUUUCCCUGUUUGCAAAAGUCUCUGCUUUUCUUUUCCCAUUGCAUCAAAGAAGAGAAAUUUCCAUAUUCUUUUAAGCCAUGUUACUGAAAGCUGCUCCAGCCUUUUCUUUGUUAAACCCUCAGCCAGAGAAUCGGGGUCCUCCCCUGUUUUCCUCCGUUUCUUCAUCUCAAACCCCUCUUUUCAAUUAUCUUUCUUCUUUAAUUCUUCGACUUUCUUCUCCAAGACAUGGAACUGGGGCUGUUGUAGUUUGCGCAACCAAAGGAUCUAACAACAAGCCACUAACAGGUGUCGUUUUCGAGCCCUUUGAGGAAGUGAAAAAGGAGCUUGAUCUUGUACCAACUGUGCCUCAAGUUUCUUUGGCUCGUCAAAAGUUUACUGAUGAGUGUGAAGCUGCUAUCAACGAACAAAUCAAUGUCGAAUACAAUGUCUCCUAUGUGUACCAUGCUAUGUUUGCCUACUUCGAUAGGGACAACGUCGCGCUCAAUGGUCUUGCCAAGUUCUUCAAGGAAUCGAGUCUAGAAGAGAGAGAACAUGCUGAGAAAUUGAUGGAAUACCAGAACAAACGAGGUGGAAAAGUGAAGCUGCAGUCUAUAUUGAUGCCCCUCUCUGAGUUUGAUCAUGCAGAGAAAGGAGAUGCAUUGUAUGCAAUGGAGCUUGCCUUGUCAUUGGAGAAACUAACAAAUGAAAAGCUCUUGAACUCGCACGGUGUGGCUGAGCAGAACCAUGAUGUGCAGUUGACAGAUUUCAUUGAAGGCGAAUUCUUAACCGAGCAGGUGGAGGCCAUCAAGAAAAUAUCAGAAUAUGUGGCUCAGUUGAGAAGAGUCGGCAAAGGACAUGGGGUCUGGCACUUUGAUCAGAUGCUUCUCCAUGAGGGAGUGGAAGCUAUUGCAUGAAACCAAACCUGCUACUUGGUUUGGUACCAAAGGUUGUCCUAUAAGAUCUUGUGUCAGUAGUUCGUUGUCGAGAGGUUUUUGGUUGUAAGAUGUAUGACUAGUUCAGAAACUGUGUUGAUAUUUUAAGUCCUCUUUCCAAAGUAGUUAUGAAGUAAUGGAUUUCUUGUCAUGGUAUUUUUACUAAGAAAUUCUUUUUUAUUCAUGUAGCAACAUUUAUGACUGUUUUUAAACCCUGCGCAGUUAGCAUAUAGCUCAGAGUAAUGGUUUAAUCAUAUGAAAUCUCCCCGCGUUUUUAUGAGUAGAAAAUAAACCCAGGGUCAAUAACCAUUUAAUUGUCAAAGUCAUCAGUUUUAUGUUUGCGGUGCUUGUCCGCUCUGAAAACAUCGUAUGCAUAUAGACAUGCUUGCUAAACAACCAAAA
Durio zibethinus is the source of this 1705-nucleotide messenger RNA. The record is from RefSeq and is a predicted model, not a curated record. NCBI's taxonomy places the organism in Eukaryota, Viridiplantae, Streptophyta, Magnoliopsida, Malvales, Malvaceae.